CCUGUAGAAUAACAUAAUCCAAAUUUAGAAGGCACAAACAUUGGAUUCAGAUUGAUCAAAGGGUUACUGCCAUAGGCUGUUGUAAAUAGCCAUCGUUGAUCCUUGACAUUGUGAAAAAUGUGGGUGAUGCUAUAGCAGUUUGCGUGCAGUCUUAGAAGCUUUUACCAUGCUAUGUAAAACCAUGGAUGCCACCAAUGUUGAUACUGAAAAGUGGCAAGAGAAAAUGUGAGCAACAAGAUGAGGGCCAUUGAGUGGACUCCUUUUGGGAUAUUCUGUUCCACCGCAAAGUAUCUCUUGUGGGUGCUUGUGUUCCACCGCAAAGUCUCUGUCUUUGCCAUGAACAGUGGGUUCAUGCAAGUGAUUAACGAUAAGGAUCCCAAACAAACUCUCACCUUCCAAGGUCUGGAUUCGAAUCCCCUCUUGCCUAGAGACUUGUUGGGUGGCUACAACAGGAUACAACAGCUUGUAGUUAGUUAGGGCUUUUGCUGGCACUCUGAGCAUGUCGUUGACACCCAUAGUAUUUAGGGUGUUUGUUCUGCCACUUUUAUUGAAUAAGAAAAUAGAUCUUGAAGUGGUGGUAAAAGGGUUUCAAUUAUGAUGGCUGGAAAAAAGAAAUGUACAGGGGGAUUGGUUGUAAAAGUAUUUUCAGUUUGGGGACAAUAAUUUAAUCAUUUAACAGGCCUUACAUGUUCUAGGAGUGUUGGUUAAUUGUUUUGUUCUAAAUUAGAAAAUGUUCUUUGGAUGAUUUGAGCGUAUUUUGCUUCCAUAAUUAUGUUCUGGGUCGAGUAGUUGAGUUCAGGGAAACAGGAGUUGCAUUAUAGAUUCGUGAACAACAAAAUUUGAAUCACAUGUGUCUCUCUUGGAGUGUGAGCUAAAUCUGGUUAACUAUGGUAUUCACGUCUUUCUGGAGAUGCAGUUAGUAAAAUGAUAUUGAAGGGAAAAUAAUGGAAGGAUAAAGAAGAGAAAAACAGAGAAGUUAAGAUGAUUAAGAUUUGUUCUACUGCUAAGUCAAAGGACAGGGAGGAUUUUUGGAAAUAAGAAAGAGUCCAAGUAUGCUUCCCAAGAAAAUGAAAAAUCUGCAUUACCAACACGAGAAGUAACUAGAUAAACAUGACAAAAUUCUACCCAAGUCAGUCAAUAAAAAAGAGAACUAUCCAAGAACUUUGACAACGAAGGCAGUGGGCCUCAUAAGGAUAUGGAAAACAAGGAAAGUGUCAAGCUCUAACCUUUCAAAAUGUGUGAAGUGUUUCCUUUUAUCUAACUCAUGUUGUGCUUUGGAUCUUCUAGUACCAUUAGGAGUUUAGGAGAAACAUUAACAAGUGAGAGUGAAAAAAUCUUAUAAUUAUGUUAUAGUAAAUCUCAGGCUAGUGAAUACAUGUAAUCAAAUACCAAGUUUCAUUACCCUGCUCUAAAUGAGUUUCAGAAGCAAGAUCCAAUUAUUUUGUCAGUUUCUCUCUAUAUAUCUUUUAGUCAAGUUUGGAUAUAGUUUUCUCUUUUGGAAUUGCGGUUAUUUAUAGUCUUCAAGUUCUUGAUCUUGUCCAUCUAAAACUAAUAUCCAGAUUAUACUGUAUAUCUUUUAUAAAGCCAGAACCGGGGGAUUGCAUUUAGAUUAAUUUGUACGGUGUAAACAACAAUAUACAGUGAUGAUAAGAUACUGUCACCAAAUUAUUGCUUUUAGUGUUAGUUCUGCUACGAUCUGUACCAAAAUAUUAGUGUUAAUAUUGAAACUUUGAUUGCUUACUAGGUUGUUUUUUAAUUUUUCAACCAAUCAUGAAACAUCAAUUGAGUUACUGGCAUUGACAUUAAUUUUACAAAAUUUUAGAUUUUAGUGUUUUCCACAAGUAAUGAUAGCCCUGACAUAAGAUCUGAGAACUUAAGCUUUAAAUUUCAUGUUGUUGUUGACUGAGUACUUUUAACCAUAAGAAGUUUGUUCAUUGAAAAACUUAACCCAUAUUAUUGGAUAAGGACCAAAAAAAUAGUGGGAUUUAAGUGUAACAAAGUUUAGUCCUACCCCUAACUUUCAUUGGUAUCUAUGUCUAAUGAUCAUGGAGUUUAGCAGUUUGGAUCAAACUAUAGAUAACUAAUCCAACAGAUCAAAGAAAAUUUGCACCGUCAACAAAUCAUUCAACCUAUUUUUUUAGCUAUUUGGCAGGGUUUGAAAUGGCUUUAAAAUAACUAAAAUUUAGUAUGAGUGCUUCAGUUUCAUCUGAUAAUGUUACUCUGUAAUUUCAUGGUCUUACCACAGAAUUGGGAAUCCUCAGUUGAAGAGGUUGGGUUCAUCUCAAGCAUGACAUAUGUCUAAAUAAGGAAGUGGUAAGAGUUUUGGGGUUUCACCUAUGGUCAAACCUCUGCUGAGAAUUUGGGUGAAGAUUAGAAGUGAUGAGUCUAUACAUAAGUGUUUGAUAUUUGGUUUCUCCUUUAGGUGAUAUUUUUCAAUGCUGAUGCUACACCAUGUAUUUGGACCUUGAUCUGGUUCUUAAAAUUUGAAGGAGGCACAUCAUACAAAGUGAUCUCAAUGAAUUUAACCCGGUGCAUGAAGGUGUUGGCUAGCCUGAUGGUUGAUCAUUGGGUUUCCUAUCUCUCAAGUUAAAAAUUAUGGAAGUAUUAAAUGUAAGUACAAAAGAUACAAACCCUAAAGACUCUAUAUAAGAUCUGCCGCAUCGCCCCUUUUCCUCGAACACCAAAUUUGAACAGCUUGCAAGAUUUAUCAAAUUCAGUAGACUUUAGUAGCAAUUUGUUGCAACUAAUUGAGGUAUGUUCCCUAAAUUCUUUAUUUUUCUUUUGAAUGUCGUUCAGAUACCUUUAGAAGUUAUUUGCUUUAUGCAUUUUCUGUGUUCACUUCCAAAGAAGGUUAAAAUUGCUUGAUCAAAGAUUAGAAAACAUUUUCCUUAAAAAUGUCUUAAAAUACAUGCCAAAAUUUGGAUUUAUUUUUCAUUAUCUAUUAGAACCCCUGAUCAAUACUACUAAAUCCCUUACAAACCAUCACUCCCCCAAAGUUGUUAAUGGUUAUGUCACUAGCUUUGAAGCCGUGGUGGCAAUGUUUAUGACUACGACAUCAUCUAGACAACCAUUAACUCUUUUCUAAAGGCUAGUUGGUGUCAAGUCACAUUUUUUGCAUUGGGGAGGUAUCUGAUGAGGAUGGUGGUUUGAAGUAAGCAAUGACACUAGGCAUGCUUGACAGUGGUGGGGGAGGUAGAAAAGAGUGAUGAGCCAAACAAAUAUUGAACCAAAAACUAUUUUUAGAACAUCAAAACAAGAAUAUGAGAUGUUUUGCUAACCAAAUGCCCCAUUAGAGUUAUUUAGUUCUUUGGUUGGAAGUUUUCCUUUGUUUUUACAUACAAAGGUUUGGUUUGGUCUCCUCAUUUUUGUAUUUAUUUUCUUUUUUCUAAUAAUAUUUUUCAUGUGAUGACAAAAGAUUGGUAUACUCUUGGGUGUCAACUUAUCUCAGCUGUCAAGGUACACAGUGAUGUCUAACAUGAAUUUAUAAAAAAGAAAAGCCAAAUAGUCUUUAAGUAUCAAUAUUAAAAUAGUUUCCUUGAUACUAUUAGUAAUCUUGGUUGAUUUUUAUGAAAUGAAAUAUAGGUGAAACUUUAGUUUCUCAAUUCUUUUGGUGUUCCCUUUGACAAUUGUUGUUAACAAGAUUUUAAGUUAUGCUUGUGGUCGCAUCUACGUUGUGUUGUGAAUAUUGUGGGAGACAUGAAGUGAUAUGAUGUGGUUGGAGAGUCUCUUCAAAACAGUGUCUAAUGAUGUUAAACCUUGUGUUGUUUGUAAGUUGGCUUGGAUAAAUUUGGAGAAGAAAAAACAACGCUGUCCACUUCCAUAUUUUUUUUUUCUUAUUUUUCAUUGUAUUAAUCAAUCAAAUCAAUUAUGAUUCGGUUCAAUGUAGGCCUAAGUGGUUUUGAUUAAAUAAAUGCUAUGUUAACUAUUAAUUUUAUGUAUUUUUUAUGAAGUUCUUUUAAUAUAAGACACGAUGUGUAAUUAUAAAAUAAACUAUACAUUAAUCCAAAAUUGGAUUUUAAAGAGCGAGCCAUAGUGGAGUGGAAUAACCCCUGCAUGCUAUUCCAUAGCGAAGUGGUUUACAGUAGUGGUCUGAGCAGACAGGAUAGCAACACCAUGGGUUGAUUCUGUAAAAAAAAAAAAUACCCUUUUAAUAGUGACAUUUUGGGCUUUUUGGGAGAGGGUAUAAUUUUUGGAUUUCAAUUUCCGAACAUGAAAUCUACAAAUAUGAGUGUAGUGAAAAUGAUAAAGAAGAAAACUUGGAUUUAGAAGAUGAUGAUUCCUAUCAGGAAAGCUAGUAUUUGAUUAACAGUGAUAUAGAGAUAAUAAACGUAUAAACAUAAAAAAUAGUAGUCUGUACUUUAGAGAAUAAAAUAAAGUAAAAAAGGAAAAAUAUAGUAUUCAUAAAUAUGUAAAUUUAUAUGGAAUCCCAUUAUUUCCCCAUCAAAAUCAGCAAUCUAAUGGAGAUUAAUUCAUGCCGAUAUUCCUACUAAUGAAAAUUUAAGGAAAAGAGAGAUCAACAUUGUUUCCCAUUAUUCCUACUUUUGAAUAGGUGGUUAUAUUGUAUGGGCCUGCUUAAGGAGAUGGGGUUGAAGGUUUACAUAUAUAGAGAGAGGGUAAUAGAUGUGCUGCCUUACUUGCCUUCUUUUCUUAGUAUUGCUUUUUCUAGGACACAUACCAUUUACUAUUUUAUAGGUUUUUGCUUUUUGUUGAUGGGUUUGGUUUCCCCCACCCAUGUCUUGUAUAUGUUUUCUUUCCUUCUAAUAAUCUAAUAUGUUGCAGCUGAUUGAUGUUAUCUGGGGUACUAACCUAGUUAGGAUAGUACACAGCAUAGUGAUGCUAUAGCAUACUUGCUUUUAAUGAAAAAGGGGUUUGAAUGUAUGCUAAUUUCAUGAAUAAAGUUAUCUAUAUGCAUAGAAGUUUCGUUUGGUUUCAAAAUUGGAUCCACAAGCGAAUUAAAAUUUCUUCUUUUUUCAUUCAUGGUAUUUUUGGUAUGAUCUUUUUGUCGUUUACAUAGGAUUGGCCUGUUUAUACUUUAGUUCAAAAAAAUUUUAGUGCUAUGACAACUUGAAAGGCAAUGUGCAGUAAGGGAGAUCAUACUUAUUUUUAAUUCAUUAUAUUACUUCAUAAUAUAAUUGUAAAUUCAAGAUCAAGGGUUUUAAUUUCGGUAGACCAAUCAAAUAUAUUUGAGUUAUCCUCAACAUUAUAGUUUUAUCUUUACAGUCUCUGGAUCUCUCUAAUUCUGAUGUGUAUUCAAUUCACUCAUGUGUCAUUUUUGAACGUCUUCUAGAAUCACUUGCUAUUCCCGCCUCUUUUUUUUGCAUCAAAAAAUACUCCAUGCUCACAUUAGCUACAGGGAUUUCAACUAUUUCCUAUCCCUCCCUUAGAGUUUGGGUAGAGAGUUCAAAAUGUUGUGAGGGAUUUUUUGUUGUUAGGAGGAGAAAACAUCUUGAUUGAUGUUACAAAAUUAAGAGCUUAUUGCUGAAAUGCUUUAUAAACGAUAGUUGAUUAAUGUGAUGUGUAUAAAUGUAAAAUCUCCUUUCUUGUUCUCACUCGACAUUUUUUUGACCCAGAUAUACUUCCUUUCAUAUAUUCUAUAAAAUGGAUUCAAAUAUGUUCCACUCAGCUGAUUCAAGGAAAUACUAUUGUCCAGUAUUGGGUUUGAAAAUUUUAGUUUUAGAUAACAACCUGAGAUGCCUUGCAGCAGUAUCAAAAAUGCUUGAAACGUUAGGAUAUGAAGUUGUGACUGCUUCACUUGCUUCUGAGGCAUUAUCCAUUGUCAAGGAGAAGAGGAAUGAGCUUAACCUUGCCCUUGUCGAGGUUCACUUACCUGACAUGGGGAUAGUUCUGUUGUCUCAGAAAAUAAGAGAAUUAACAACCAUGCCAUAUUUCCUUAUGACGGCUAAUAAUGGUACUCUCGGAGAGCUGUUUGGAUCUAAACUAUGUUUUGAAAAACCAAUUAAGAUUUCGGAUUUAAACAAUCUGUGGAAAUAUGCACUGUGGAAGAUAGAAGAUGGAAGAGUAACAACGGUAGAAGUAGAAGGCUUUGGGAGGCAUCAGUCACAGGAAACUAUUGUAAAUACCAGAGAACAGACUCUCCAAAGUGUCAUAAUUGGAGAGCGUAAUCAUGAAUCAUUAAUGCUGGGUAGAAAAAGGCUCAACCAGACUUAUGAUUCAAAUAUGAAGUUCUUCGGAAGUGAAGGUGCUGAGUUGGCGAGAACCAGUGGAGAAGCUCUUCCAGAUCAAAGAAAUCAGUUUAGGAAGGUGUCAGGACUUGCAAUACAAAAUAUUGAAAGUCAUUUUCAGCAAUACUUGACACAAGGUAAUCCAAUUCAACAACACUACAAUAUGCAUUCUUCUAAUUUGAAUAUGGGAUCGUUCCAGGCUGACAAUGAUAAUAGGAAAAGGCGUCAAUUGCAAAACCAUCCUAUUCAUAUCUGUGAAUGCAUGCAUAAGCAUUCUCUACGCAAUCCUUUACUUGAUUUCCUAAAUUCAAGUAAUCACACAUCAGCUUUUGGAAAAAAUCAAUUUUAUCUACAUAAUGAACCAUAUGGUGUUUCACGUUACACACCUGACUGUGGUGAAUUUAUGAACAAUGAAAAUGCUAUUGAUGGAAAAGUUUUCAGUGAGGAGACAUGCAUCUAUUGUGUGGAUGAUUUUUCAGGACAAAGUGAAAUGAACUUUUGUACACUAUCAUCCAAUGACAUGAGUCACCAAUUUUCACCAUCACUUCCCGUUCCUCUACUACCAACAGAUGGAAAAGAAGAUGACAUCUCUGAAACUAAAGCAGAUGAAAUUCUUUAUCCUCCAAAUGGAACUCAAAAGUUUAGUGAUGAGGAUUUAAAUACCUGCUUAUCAAUGUAUAAUAAUCCCUGAGAAUUGCUGAGUGAUACUGUUGCUUUGAGCUGUGGAGGACUUUGUGGAGAGCUUCAAGAAAAUAGAGUUCACAUAAUGAUUGGUGGACCUUUGUUUUGUACUUUUAUAUUUAUACUUUUGUCUUAUCUGAUUCUCGAUUGAAUAUUGUUACAGUGUUUCGGGGCUUGACUAAUGGCUAAUUGAAAAGUUUGCUUGACCA
This is a messenger RNA of Vigna radiata var. radiata (mung bean), 7072 nucleotides long. RefSeq names its product two-component response regulator ARR14. The transcript has 9 exons. Gene Ontology annotation, biological process: cytokinin-activated signaling pathway; phosphorelay signal transduction system. The record is from RefSeq and is a predicted model, not a curated record. The coding region runs from base 5599 to 6873 and encodes 424 amino acids. Lineage: Eukaryota; Viridiplantae; Streptophyta; Magnoliopsida; Fabales; Fabaceae.